AUGUGCAAAAUUAAAGAAAUUUGUGCCGAUGACACAAGUUUUCAUGAAGGAAGAAGACAGACAUUGAAUAUUAUACCAGAAUCCAAAUUUAGGUUUAUGGAGAAUUUCAGAAUCUAUAAGAAGCACUUAGUUUAUCGGAUGCUUAACUAUAGGAGACAAAUCUAUCUGAAUAAGACAUGCAGGAACGAUGCAAUGCUCUAA
This is a messenger RNA of Blepharisma stoltei, 201 nucleotides long. The record is from the annotation of a GenBank genome assembly. NCBI's taxonomy places the organism in Eukaryota, Ciliophora, Heterotrichea, Heterotrichida, Blepharismidae.